Prunus armeniaca (apricot) is the source of this 708-nucleotide messenger RNA. NCBI's taxonomy places the organism in Eukaryota, Viridiplantae, Streptophyta, Magnoliopsida, Rosales, Rosaceae. The record is from the annotation of a GenBank genome assembly.
AUGUCUAUUGGAGACCAAAUGCAAAUGCAAAUAAAACAAUGGCCUCCAUGGUCUGAUCUUCCUUCUGACCUUGCGUCAAACAUAGCAGAGCGUCUAGGCCCCAUCGAGCUUCUGAGUUUCCAGAGCGUCUGCAAAGCUUGGAACUCUGCUUCUUCCACUGCCUCAGCUAAAAUUGAAUCCACACCAGACUUUGAACCCUGGUUUCUACUGUAUGCUGAGGAUUCUGAUCAUAAUUGCCAAUUGGUCACAGAAAGUGGUAAGAAGUUCUCCGUGAGACUUCCGGAACUGGAUGGAACAACUUGCCUUGCAUCGAACCAAGGAUGGCUUCUUUUGUUCAAGAAACGAGGUCUUGAAGGUGAAGCUGUUGGUAAUUGUUGUGGCGCUUCAUCACUGUUCUUCUUUCGGCCCUUCUCCGAAACAAAAAUAGACCUUCCGGGAUGCCCUUUCUUGGAGCUCUCUGAUCAUGUUGCAGCAUUUUCGUGUGUUCCAACUUCCCGGGAUUGCACAGUUUCUGUCAUAAACCGCGUCAAUGAUUAUGAACCGAAGCUACAUUUACUUCGCCGCGGAGCCAAGGAAUGGUUCCAAUAUGACAUUCCUUGUUCAGGUUUCGGUACAAUCAAUUGCGCUGUUUACCACACUCAAAAACAAGAAUUGUACUUUUUCGACCGUAGAGACUGUGUGCUCAUUAUCGUAUCUACUAUUUCAUAA